Messenger RNA from Daphnia magna, 1016 nucleotides. RefSeq names its product ras-related protein RHN1. The record is from RefSeq and is a predicted model, not a curated record. Gene Ontology annotation, molecular function: GTPase activity; GTP binding. Lineage: Eukaryota; Metazoa; Arthropoda; Branchiopoda; Diplostraca; Daphniidae. The transcript is spliced from 7 exons. Bases 140 to 796 code for a protein of 218 amino acids.
AAACUGAUUUAUUGUUGCCUAAACCGAUUUCGUCUGCUCAGUUUGUCUUUGACAAGUCAUAAUUUUUUUUCUUUUUUUUUUUUGUUUUUGUUAUCCAGUGCAUUUUUAAUUUGACCCUUUUCUUUAAUUUAACUUUAAAAUGGAAGAAAACAUGGUUGUUAAUAACAAUAUUGAAGCGAAAAUUGUCAUCCUAGGAGAACAAAAUGUAGGCAAGACGAGUUUUGUCGUCGUUUUCAAUCCUGAAAGGCGAAAUGAAGAUAGGAACAAAUUGAGCUGUGUUAGUUCAACAAUUGGAGCUUCUUUUGUCAGUUGCAGAGUGCGGGUUAAAGAUAAAUCAGUCCGAAUGCAGAUAUGGGAUACUGCUGGCCAAGAAAGAUUCAAAUCCAUGGUGCCACUUUAUUACAGAAAAGCUAAUGCAGCUGUUGUUAUGUAUGAUGUAAGUGCAGUUAGCUCAUUUAAGGCUGCUCAGUUAUGGGUCAAAGAACUCAAGCGUAAUGUGGAAACUCCUGUCCUGAUACUUCUGGUCGGAAACAAAGCCGAUUUGUGUGACCAACGGGUGAUAUCGUAUGAACAAGGAUACGAAUACGCUUCUAUGGUUGGUGCCUUGUUUUGUGAAACCUCUGCCAUCACGGAUAAAGGCGUAACACAUGCAUUCGGUUUACUUGCAAAGAGCCUUAUCGAGUACGAACGAGAGCACUCAAAUUUUCAAUACAAGUUUAAAGCAGACUAUGUGAAUUUGCAUGAAAUGAAUGGCUCGCCAUCAUCAGAUGAGCAUUUUUCCAUGUCCUGUUGUUAAACCUAACGGUGCAUAUAAAGUAACUGUGCCUAUAUGUAUAGUUGCCUUGAUUCAGGAAACUUUAGUGCCUCGUUUCCUCGGUCUCUCUUGUUUACGUUUAACUCAAGCUCCUCGUCAGUUAUAUACCUCAACAACCAUAAGGUCUCAUUUUGAUUUCAAUCCAUUAGUACCAUAUUUGAAUUCUUUCGUUAAAGAUAUGAAUACAUAGUACAUAGUGCCA